CAAGUUUUCAGCAAAAUGAACAUCACAGAAACAGCAGCAAUGAGCGAGGCGUGUAUGGUGGAGAGCCUGGAUCGACGAUGGUACCUGGUAGCAGUUUGUGGAACAUCAUUAUCGGUUUUAUCAAUUGUUUCAAAUAUGUUGAUAUCAAAAGUCCUACUAUCCUCGAAGCACACGCACUUCUACUUCCUAGCCCUACUCGCCUUAUCCGACUGCUUCUUAUCUCUAAACUACGGUCCCGUGAUAGCAAUGGACAUAAUCAAAGAUCGUGUGAAACUGCGUUGGCUCUCAAAUCUUUAUAUUCAAUACGUGGGACCCUUACUUGCUCUCUCACAAACCUCAAUGACUUUCUCAUGCUACCUGAUCAUCCUGGCGACCAUCGAGCGAUAUCUGAUCACACUACGCGCAAAAUGCCUCGGCACAUUUCGACAAUGCCGGGGACUCUCUGCACUUUGUAUGUUCAUUUUGGCUCUGUUGCUCAGGGCGCCCAUCAUUUUCGAAAUGCAAAUAGAACAGAAUCCCGAUUGUAUUGGCGAGAUUAGCGAGUACUAUUUGAACUUGUCGCCGAUUGUGAACACGUUUUGGUAUGGAACUGUGUACCGGUUUUAUGUCAGAAACAUCAUGACAGUCCUGGUACCCUUCGUUCUGCUGGCCAUUCUUAAUUACAAAGUCGUGAAAAUUCUUCGAAUGCAGCAGAGAUCGGCGCAAAUGUUCCGUUUUCUAUCAAGUGAUCAUAAGACGAAAAUCCGAUCGGCAACAAUUUUGAUGGUAUGUAUCGUUUUCUCGUAUCUUCUCGCGAAUAUUCUAAACGUCGGUGUCACACUGUGGGAGUACGUGGCAUUUCAAUCAACACAAACCGGAGACGCUUAUGCGUUCUACGAAACUUGCACCGAUGUGACGUCAGUACUCUACAUUCUGGUGUGUGCCACGCGUCUUUUUGUAUAUUAUUUGUUCAAUCAGGAAAUCCGCGAAGCCAUCAAACCUCUCGUCUGCCACAGCACGAGUGCUCCUCGCAAGCAGGACUAUGUUACAGUAACCCGAAGCUUCGACUCCUCCCGCCAAAUCGGAACCGAAAUCGAUGCUGUAGCAAUUGCCAUUGCUCGAAGGCUGCUCUCGAGUGAGCUCGUCUUCGGAGGUGGAGGCACCAAAGAGGCCAACGACUCAUACGUCAUCUCAAACCACCACGCGACCACAUCUGGAGACGAGGAAACCGACGACGACGACGACGAUGAAGAGAUUCCAUAUAUGGUUUGAGAAGAAGCGGCUCCAUAUAUUUGCACAUUCUCCUCACCCACCUCAUUAUUUUUUUCCUUUCUGGAUUGUAUACUUUACUUUUUCUUCUCCUCUCUCAUCAUACAUAUGACCAAUAUCACGGGGUAAAAUAGCGAAAAUAAAUUGGUAUGUUUAUUC
Caenorhabditis elegans is the source of this 1407-nucleotide messenger RNA. RefSeq names its product G-protein coupled receptors family 1 profile domain-containing protein (gene R11F4.2). Gene Ontology annotation, cellular component: membrane. Gene Ontology annotation, biological process: signal transduction; G protein-coupled receptor signaling pathway. The transcript has 6 exons. Bases 40 to 1251 code for a protein of 403 amino acids. The record is from RefSeq and is marked reviewed. Gene Ontology annotation, molecular function: G protein-coupled receptor activity. NCBI's taxonomy places the organism in Eukaryota, Metazoa, Nematoda, Chromadorea, Rhabditida, Rhabditidae.